AAAUAAUAAGUACAUACCUACUUAGGUAUCUUAUUUAGGUUUCGUGUAUUGCUCAUUAACAAACAGAAACUUAAAGUAACUGUUUAGUUUGCAUUCAUUACUUUUCCGAGAACCAAAUUUUUUAUGGCCUUAAUUGAAGGGAGCAUAUACCUAUUGCAAACUUCGUUUAUAGGUGGGUAUUGUUGAUUAAGUACAAAACAUGAAUUUCAAGCUUUUUUCCCACUUGACGAUGGCACAUCUCGUAUCGGGGUGGUGGAGUGUCCUAUGCGAGGAUUCCAAUGAAGGUAUACUUGAUUCUAACGAUCAGAAAUUACUUAAAAAGCUAACAUAUGACCCAAAUUUGUACCAAGAAGUAGGGGAUACGUUGAUUGGUCUAAAACAGGAGUCAAAUAAAAAACGUGAAGAAGUAGCGCAGUUAUAUUAUGCUGUAUGUGAAGAAAACAAGAAUUAUCAUGCGGAAAAUCAUGGCAUGCUCAAAUAUAUACAAGCGGUUAAAAUACGAGACUGGAUUGUUGAUCUAGAAACAGAAUUUCCGAUAUGGUUGAGAGAUCUUGAAGUCGAUCGUUUCAUUAAAUGGGUAUUAGCUCUCAAUUUUGUCGAAAGACCUAUUUUCGAUGAUCUGCGAAAUCGCCUACAAAAAUCUCCUAUAAACGUGGACGAAUUUGCUAAUGAAAUGUAUUCAAUGGUCGAAGAAACAUCAUCUUUCUAUGCUAAUUUGUCCGAAGUCCCGAAACCAAAGCAGGCUGAAAUACCACGUUUAUGCGAAAUAAUCAUCGGAGGCGAAAAAGAAAGAAAAGCUGCUUGCAAGAUCCUACUAAGCACUAUCUGUGGCGAUAGAACUAAGUAUCAUACAAUAAAUAAUAAUAUUAUAUCUUCUUCAAUUGCUGAUACUUAUCCUACAAAAUUUUACUUGAUAAUCACACAAUAUAAAAAAUUGAAUACGGAAGAUAGAAUUGGUUUUGAUCAAAUUUUAAAAAAUGUAACAAGCAACUCGGAAUUUAAUAACCAGAAGUGCGCCAUACUUGAAAGUUUGCUUCUGGUUCGUAGUCAAACAGAUGGACAAGAACAAAAAACUACUUUACCCACCAUAGUUAUUCGAAUAGGUUGCCCGAUAAAUAUAAGAGGUUUAUCCUGUGGAGAAUUCAAGGAAAAUUAUCCAAAACUUAGGUCUGUGAUGAAUGCUAUAAAAACUGACCAAGAAGAAUUACUAAGAGCAGAACAAUCUGGUGGAAACAUUUUAACACAGGAUGACUACAUAUCUCAGAAAUGGCUAAGGUUUUUCGAAAGUCGAUCGAUCACUGCUGAUUCCACAGGAAAAGGAAACUCAAAGGAACCAUCACGUUAAACGGCCCAUUCUUACACAAAAAUUAAAAACUAAUGAGCUCACCAACCAGAUGCUCAUCACUUAAUAUUUCUCUCCAAUUUCCACGUCUUUUGUUGGAAACCUCUUUGUUUGAAAGUAUCUUCGUUUUUCAAUUUCUAGUCCCGCCAAAAAUUAUUUUCUGAAAAGAUUUUUUACCUAGGUAGAGCAAUGACCUUUACAGAGAAUAAUAUAAUGCAAUAUCCCUAUAAGAAUAGAUCAUGCAAUAUUUCCUCAAGAGAACAAUAAAAUUACAUUAUCAACCUCUAGGCAGUUAAGGCAUGCCUACUCAUCAUAAAUUGUUGAUGAAUUUUUUUGUAGAUAUAAAUUUUUUUACAUUUUUUUGUGAAAUUAGUUUGAUUUUUUUGUAAAAUUAUUCGAAUGAAUUUGAGUUAUAUUUGCAGGGGAUGAUGAUACUUACAGGUUAUGUGUUAACCAAAAAAAAAAGGUAUGACCAUUCGGGUCAAUGGAAGGAGGGGGGGGGAGAUAUAGGCCCUCACAUUUGUAUACUGCUUGAAAAAAAUCUGUUUUUUGGAGUUGAAAUCAAACAAGAUGUAAAAUUGAAUUCCGGAUCUUUUUAUAUCAGUUUUCCUGGACCCUCAAUAUUUUUUUUGAUUAGUCAGCAUUAUUUACAUAUGUUGAUACACAACCCAUAAGAACCCUCAUUUGCCAAUUUGGACUAAAUUUGUGAAUUUUUCUUUUCUCCUCCGUUUUUCUAAUGAAACCGGUUGCGCUGUCACUGUAAGGCUGUAAGUAGUACCGAUUUUCUUUUGGUGGCCAACUGACGUAAAAUUUAAUCAUCAUCAUUGAACUUUGACCAAGUGAUCUGUUCAGCCCAUCUAGGGAAAUGUAGAAGAAUUGCUCGCCCAUGUAUCAUCAAGUCUUUUCUUCGGUCUUCCUCUGCUCCUCUUGCCAGUUGGAGUGUAUUCUUCGACUUUUCAAGGGGACCAUUCAUCAGGCAUUCUGUCAACGUGUUUUCGCCAUUUCUUUCUGUAAUCUUUCACUAUUCCUCCCACAUUCCAGGUAGCAAUCUUCAGCCUGUUUUGUUUCUUCCAUAGCGUGGGCUUUUUUGCCUGCUGCCCAACAGGGUUCCCUGAUUUUCCAGCCAGUGUCUUCUUAUUUUUGUUUUCUCGAGAAAUUGUUUUUUUUUUCGCUUCUAUGGGUUUCUAGCCCAAGGAAGUAUAGCUUGAUGAGGGGGCUGCCCUCUGCACCAUCAAGCUGACUUUCCCAAAGUUUGGUUAUAAUGCCGAAUUCUCGCUUUUGUACAGGAUUCAUGUCUAGCACUAGCAGUAUUUAUGACUCUAGAGUAUCGGGGUUCACAAGCUUCACUGCUCUUCCUGUUGCUGCUUCAGGGAUAUUUUCCGAUUGUUUUCUCCUCUCCCCUACUUCCUGAGAUGGCUUGAUGUUGUAGCCCAUUCAGGUUGCAGCUUUGACACUGGGCACAUGCCAAGGUGUUAUGUUUGAUCUUAGCCUCAUCCUCAACUUCCAGCCUGCUGAAGAUGAGUUACCAGCCUCUGUGAUGUGAACGCUCCAAACCUCUCUUAAGGUUUAUCUUCUCUACUCCUGGGACUUGCAGUUGUAGCGUAGAUUGUACUUACCCCAAGUUGGCCCAAGAGGCAUGUAAAAUUUAAUAAGGUUAACUACCAGUUAUGGGCCACUUUUUUACAAUUAAUCGCCAAGACAUCAUUGAUGACCCAAUUUUGAUAUAUUUUUUAAAAAAAUAAUCCUUGAAGCUUCCUUUUUCACUUUAAGGUGUUCAGCUUUGAAAAAAAGUAAUUAUCAUUUCCUUAAUUCCUAUUUGAAAUAAGGUCUAAAAAAAGGCAGUUUUUGAAGAGGUACCAAUUACGAAUCAUGCAAAUAUGAACGGAAGCGUUGAAUUUUUCUUCACUCUGAGACCAGUUAUACAGUGAGUUCCGCUUAAUGUGUUAUCCGUUAAUAGAGAAAUUCGCUUGAUAGAGUUGAAAUGGGUUGGAACGGGAUGUUUGCAUCUUUUUACAUGCAAGUUUUAUCGCUUAUAAUAGUGAAAAUGAGCAUUGCACUCUGUUAAUAGAGUGGACUAAUCUUUAAAAGUUGGAAAAAAUCAUGAAUUUCAGCAAAAUUUAACAAAAAUUGGAUGUAAAAAUGUGGAAAUUGAUGAAAAUUAGCAAAAGAUGAUGAAAUUUAUGUAAGAAUUUAUAAAAAUUGUAAAAAAAGUUGUUCAUAGUGUAUUAAAAGAUUAACCGUAACUAAAAAACACAAACAGUAUUGAAAUCACCGUUAAAAAACAUCGAAAAGUGAUACAACUUCAAGUAAAUUUGGAAUUUUGCAGUUUUUUCCCGCAUCGGUUAUUAGAGUUUUUUGCUUAAUAGAGUUGAACAUGCCUUGGACCAACGCGCCCACAUUAAGCUGAACCCACUAUAGUACCGUGAGAACCACAUUAGAAAAUUUUCAUCAUCAAAGUUCACAAAUAUUGAAGUUGAAAAACUACCAAUUGUGGAUUGUUCUGUAAUUGGUACCUGACAACAUUUUUGAUAUUGAAAAAUUCAUAGGAGAAAAAAAAAUUAGCUACUAAUUUCGGAUCAAACCAAUUACAGACCAAAACUGAAUUUCACAAUUUGAAUGUUUAUUCACCUGAACAUGAAAAUAUAUGCGUUAUGCAACAUAAAUACAUAAGACUUGGCUUAUAAUCAUCAAUUUUGAAAACAUUACAGCGAUUUCAAGUUUGAACAUUGUCAUUCUACCAAAAAGCGGCUAACAUAAACCUAAAAUCUGCAAAAAAGUUUGAACAUGUGAAAAAGUAGUUCUUGGCACUUAGCUUCACACAUAGAAACCAAAUGUUCGUUGAAUAUACUCUUUGGAUCAAUGUAAUUGAAUUAAUUAAAAACCCUUGUACAAAUUUAACAAAAUUUUUGCUGUGAAAAUUUUUACUUUCUGAUUACAAACACGGGGAGCACACUGAUAACACCCAACAUCCAAAUACCAUGCAUUAUUCUAGGUUGGCUACACUCGAGGCAACACAAUGCAGCAAUCGGCACUCUUUUUGGACAAGUUGCAAACUAGCCAGGACCUCGCAAAAAAAAGAUCCGUAAUUGGUACCCCAGUCCAUAACUGGUAGUUUACCUUACAGAAUAAAAUUCCUCUUGACCAUUUUCACGAUAAAAUUGGAAAUGCGAGUUGAAAUCACGAAAACCCCAAUUUAAUAAUUUAAUUGGAUAAUUUUCUCAUUGAUUGAAAAAUAUUAAUCGACUUCAACAUAUUAGCUUAUCAGUUAUCAAACCAUCAUAAAUAAGCAUCCAGGAAAUUUUUAAUCAAUUUUUGAACUUUACAUCGUCCACAUUCCAUUGAAUAUCUACUUACUCCGUGAUUUCACUCCAACAUCAGAGAAAACCAUGAAACCUUUUAUAUAGUUUGAAUUUAACUUUAUAUUUUUUAUAGCUUUUUUUUGUUCAUCAAAGUCCAUUUGACAGAAAAAAUUGUUAUGUGUUUUCCAGAACAUGAAUGCCAAGCUUUUUUCUCACUUGAUAAUGGCGCAUCUCUUGUCAGGGUGGUGGAGUGUCCUAGGUGGAGAUUCCAGUUCUGUGGAUAUGAAUAAACUUCCACAUUCGUUCGAAAGAGUAUGGGACAGGCCAGAAUUUAAGCAGAUAUAUGAUAUUGCAAAGAAUGCUAACGCAAACACAGUAAAACAGCAUAACAAAAAUCGGAUUACUAAAACUACAUAGAAGUACAUAAAUAUAAAUUGCGUAUUUUCAGAGAUGUAAAAAUAUCGUAUUUUAUUUUUUACGUUGUACUGUAAGUAAUAAAUUGAGCGUGAACUCAAAUCAAUGUGUUGUGAUCUUCGCUUCUGAAGAAAGCAAUCAUUUUUUGAUUUUUUUUAAGGUAGGUACUAUGUAUUUUGACGACGAGUGAUUUUUCGAAUUUGUAAAUCUUGAAUUCACAAUAAAUUCAACUACUUUAUAAUUUCACAUUUCUGGUAUAAGUGAAUUGUUUUUAUAGCAUAGAAAUUUUUUUUUGUAAAAUUUUCUGUCAACAUUUUUUUAGUUACUUAAUUAAAGCAUUCAAACAUCUUUCUUGUGAAAUGUUUUGAAAUGUUUUUUCUUUUUUAGAUAUCUUUUAAUCCCAUGUAUUAGGUAUUUUUGUAAAUUUUUUUGAAUUUAUUUCGUGAAUUAUCUUGGAACUGUUUUAUUUGUUUUCAUAAAAUUGUUUUAAAUUUU
This is a messenger RNA of Planococcus citri (citrus mealybug), 5550 nucleotides long. RefSeq lists its product as uncharacterized. The transcript has 8 exons. Lineage: Eukaryota; Metazoa; Arthropoda; Insecta; Hemiptera; Pseudococcidae. The record is from RefSeq and is a predicted model, not a curated record. Bases 200 to 1345 code for a protein of 381 amino acids.